AUGAGCUGGAGUUUUCUGACACGGCUCCUGGAGGAGAUCAACAACCACUCGACCUUCGUGGGCAAGAUCUGGCUCACUGUCCUCAUUGUCUUCCGCAUCGUGCUGACAGCUGUGGGGGGCGAAUCCAUCUACUAUGAUGAGCAGAGCAAGUUUGUUUGUAACACGCAACAGCCUGGCUGUGAAAAUGUCUGCUACGAUGCCUUCGCCCCGCUCUCGCAUGUCCGCUUCUGGGUCUUCCAGAUCAUCACGGUGGCCAUGCCAUCUGUCCUCUACCUGGGCUUCGCCAUGCACCGCAUCGCCCGCAUGCCUGAGUCCUUGCGGCGCCGGGCACCGGGAGCCCAGCGGGCACGCAUGCCGGUGGUACGCCGAGGAGCCGGGCGGGACUACGAAGAGGCAGAGGAUGAUAACGAAGAAGACCCCAUGAUCUUUGAAGAGAUUGAGGUGGAGAAGGAGAAGAGCCCGGAGGGCGGAGAGAAGCACGACGGCCGGCGCCGCAUCAAGCAGGACGGGCUGAUGCGUGCUUACGUGCUGCACUUGCUGUGCCGCUCGCUGCUGGAGAUGGCUUUCCUCUUCGGGCAGUACUGGCUGUAUCACUUUGAGGUGAGCCCCUCCUAUGUCUGCAGUCGCAGCCCCUGCCCACACACCGUCGACUGCUUUGUCUCCCGCCCCACAGAGAAGACCAUCUUCCUCCUCGUCAUGUACGCUGUCAGUGGGCUCUGCCUCUUCCUCAACGUCUGCGAGCUCUUGCAUCUCGGCGUGGGACGCAUCCGCGAUGCCCUGAGCCGGACCAACAGCUCCCCACUCCCGGCGAGCAGCAGCCCCUCACCGCAGUACCCCAAGAAAGCCCCCAGUGCACCCCCUACCUACCACUCACUGAAGAAGGAGCCACUGCGAGCCCCCCUGCCCGAUGCCAAGCUGGACUACCAGGAGAGCCUCGCACAGGCAGCAGGGCGCUUUACCCUGGCCGGGGCUCCCCCAGCACACGAGCUGGCCCGGCUGCGUGAGCACCUGCGCCUGGCCCAGGAGCACCUGGAGGUGGCCUUCCACCUCCAGCCCCCCCUCCAGUCCCUCAGCCCUGCCCGCAGCAGCAGCCCUGAGGCCAAUGGCAUUGCCGCCGAGCAGAACCGCCUCAACCUUGCCCACGAGAAGGGGACCUCUGCCUGUGACAGGACCACAGGGCUGUGA
Messenger RNA from Chaetura pelagica (chimney swift), 1185 nucleotides. Its product is annotated as gap junction gamma-1 protein-like. NCBI's taxonomy places the organism in Eukaryota, Metazoa, Chordata, Aves, Apodiformes, Apodidae. Gene Ontology annotation, biological process: cell communication. Gene Ontology annotation, cellular component: connexin complex. Bases 1 to 1185 code for a protein of 394 amino acids. The transcript has 2 exons. The record is from RefSeq and is a predicted model, not a curated record.